AUGCCGCCGGCUGAAGUCAGGCGGGCUGCCAGACAGGAGCCCAUGCACCACGGGAAGGAGGGAGGGGGUGUUGGGGGGAUGGGGGGGUUAUAUGGAAAAGAGAAAGAGGCUAAUCACGACGGCUCUCUUAUCUCCGACACCUCUGCAGUUCCCCAUCUUAAUCUGCCUCUAAUCUGCAGAGUGGGCAGACGAUCAGCAGACAAGCUCCGAGGAGUGUGGCCUCCCAUGUCCUCCUCUCACUCACACACAGACUGCUCUUCCUCCUCACACUUCUUCUUCCACUGCAGCAGACCAGCAGUCGAGGCCCGCUCUCUCGGAGCCCGGGGCCCGAACAUCAAUCAGGCCAAACAACAGGCUGAGCUCUGUUUGUGA
Messenger RNA from Knipowitschia caucasica, 372 nucleotides. NCBI's taxonomy places the organism in Eukaryota, Metazoa, Chordata, Actinopteri, Gobiiformes, Gobiidae. The record is from the annotation of a GenBank genome assembly.